Molecule: messenger RNA, 2523 nt
Organism: Seriola aureovittata
Lineage: Eukaryota; Metazoa; Chordata; Actinopteri; Carangiformes; Carangidae
Product: UDP-glucuronosyltransferase 1A1-like
Exons: 9
Coding region: 655-2352 (565 amino acids)
Molecular function (GO): UDP-glycosyltransferase activity
Source: RefSeq, a predicted model, not a curated record
GUCCAGCACAUUUUUAUUUUACUCACAGGAUCCACAGGGGUGAUGAAAACAGACUAAUCUUCCUUUUACUUCCAUUUGAGCAAUAAAAAUAAAGCACCAAAAGAAAGAAUAUCUCAAUCUCAGUGGAGACAAAGAUUAAUUCCAGCACAGCAUCACAUGGCAGACUGCUUUAGUUUCACAACACAUGAUCACAGAUGACUGGCAGUUAGCAUCAUGCUACGUUAGUUGCUAAAGGCCCUACUGCCAAAAGUGGGGAAUUAUAGGAUUAGGCCACUGCAGUCCAUAAAACCCUUCCCUCUGAACUUUUCACCCAGUGGUUUGUGUGCGCUUCCUUUUAUGUGCAGAUAGCAAUCCAUUAAAUCACACAGUAACUAAAUCACUAGCAGUCUCAUAUCAGUGACCGCUAGCUGUUGAGGACAAUGAUUGUCACUUUGUCAAAGUGAGGACUUUGAACACACACAACUCUGCUAAUUCACAGAGGAAUUUCAACAAGCCAGAGCCUGACAGAGCAGUCUGAGGGGAGGGAAAGGUUUACAGGAGCAUUCAGAGCACAGAGUAGGGGGCGUUUUCUUGAUCCGUUUUGUUCUUCACUUUACCCCACUUUUUUCUCUGCGUUGGAUUCAAUGGGGUGUAGACACUGAGGAAGAGAGAACAAUGUGGAAAGCAACAGUGUUUGUGUUCCUGUUGCUAAACAUGGAUAUGCAGGUGAAUGGUGCUGAUAAGACGAGAGGGUCUGCUGCAGGAAAGUCCGGGCCAGAGGAAAAGACAAAGACAAAAGAGGCUGAAGCCAGUGACACCAUUCUUGCAAAUGACACUGCUCCUUCUUCUUCUUCUUCUUCUUCUUCUUCUUCUUCUUUCUUGGGUAACUUGCUGGUGGUACCCAUGGAUGGAAGUCACUGGGUGGGUAUGAAGGCCAUUGCCCAAGAAAUGGGUCGCCGUGGACACCGGGUCACCGUGGUGAUACCAGAGGUCAGCAUACGGAUGGGUCCAGGGAAAUACUACGACACUGUGAUCCAUCCUGUUCCUUAUGACCGGGCUUAUGUUGAUUCUGUGAUGUCCGCACAUAAAGACAUGAUGCAAAAAUCUUCACAGUCAUUCAUGGAGAGGACAAAGAAACGAUUCUCCCACAUUCUGAAAAUUAUAGACUUAAUCCAUGGAACUGCAGAGAGUCUACUGUUCAAUGACAGUCUCAUCUCACAUCUGGCACAGCAGGGCUUUGAUGCCGUGUUGACAGACCCCAUGGUGCCCACAGGCUCAUUAAUAGCUCGGAAAUUAGGUAUCCCCACUAUUAAUUUGUUGAGAGGUAUUCCAUUUUCCAUGGAUGUGAGGUCUGCAGGCUGCCCCUCCCCACCCUCGUAUGUACCUCGCUUCUUCACCGGAUACUCAGAUAAAAUGAGCUUCAAGGAGAGAGUUGUCAACACUUUGGUAGCUUUACUGGAGCCGCUGCUCUCCCGACUUCUGUACUGGCGCUUUGACCAAAUGGCCUAUCAGUUCCUGGGAGAGGAGGUGGGCGUAGCUGAAGUACUGUCAGACUCUGCUAUCUGGCUGCUGAGGAUUGACUUGAUACUGGAGUUCCCGCGCCCUCUCAUGCCUAAUAUGGUACUAGUUGGUGGCAUCAACUGCAAUGUGAGAAAUCCUCUGUCUGAGGAUUUGGAGUCCUGGGUGUCAGGAGAGCAUGGGUUUGUGGUGUUCACUCUGGGCACUAUGGUGUCAGAUCUGCCAGAGGAGAAGACCUCCAUCUUCCUAGAGGCCUUCAGACAGAUUCCACAGAAGGUGAUAUGGAGAUACACUGGGCAGGUUCCUGACAAUGUCCCAGAAAAUGUGAAGAUGAUGGGAUGGGUGCCUCAGAACGACCUACUAGCACAUCCUGGAGCUCGGGCUUUCAUUACUCACGCUGGCUCACACGGUAUCUUUGAGGGACUGUGUCAUGCUGUUCCCAUGGUGAUGAUGCCAAUAGGGGCGGACCAACAUCACAAUGCAGAGAGGCUGGCGAAUAAGGGAGCAGGAGUCGUGGUGGAUAUUUUUUCCAUCACAACUGAAAGCCUCCUUCAGGGACUGAAUGAGGUCCUACAUGACAUCAGGUAUAAAGAAAAUGUGCAGAAGCUGUCAGCUCUCCAUAAAGACCGGCCAGUUGAGCCACUCGACCUAUCAGUGUACUGGACAGAGUAUGUGAUGCGCCACAAAGGGGCUAAACAUCUUAAACCUGCUGGCAUUGAACUCAACUGGAUCCAGUACUUCUGCCUGGAUGUAAUAGCACUACUAGCUAGCGUAGUUCUGAUUUUUGGCAUUUUGAUAGUAAAAUGCAUUAAAUCAUGCUUCCGCAAACUGAGCAGGAAAAGGAAACGGGACUAGCAUGGUGCUACCUUUGCACCUUCAGGUUGUGCAAUAACACAGAUUAAGACAAUGCUGAGUUUUUAAUCUCACACAGGAGUGUUUGUAAACGGUUCGUUAACAGUGUUUGUAUGGGGAGAUUAAAAACUCGUGAUUGUCUUUCAAACAUUAAAACAAAGUCAUUCAACUGUU